Messenger RNA from Python bivittatus (Burmese python), 3136 nucleotides. The record is from RefSeq and is a predicted model, not a curated record. NCBI's taxonomy places the organism in Eukaryota, Metazoa, Chordata, Lepidosauria, Squamata, Pythonidae.
AGCUGGGCAGAGCUGAUGAGGAAGCUCUGGGACUCAUCAGGGGCUUUCUCUUUGGGUGAAUCGGAGCCCGCGCUACGAGCAAGAGCUUCCCAGAGAGCCACGGCUUCUGCUCAGCUUCCCGGGGGGAGGCCCCUGGCCGCGCUCUGGCCUGCUCCCGUGUCCUCUGCCUCGCUUGCGAGAACUGCCUCUCUUCCCCCGGGUGAACCUAGUGCAAAGCCCUCGGAUGGGACUUCUCUGCCAUGCCCUAAGUUCUGCCGCAUCGACCAGCCCUUGUGCCACAACCAGGAUGAGCAGCUCAGCUUCGAAGCCGUCCGCAGCAUCCACAAGCAGAUGGACGACGAUGCGAACGGCAACGUGGACGUGGAGGAGAGCGAUGAGUUCCUGAGGGAAGACUUGAAUUACCAUGACCCAACAAUCAAACAUAGUACUUUCCAUGGGGAGGAUAAGCUCAUUAGUGUUGAGGAUCUUUGGAAGGCCUGGAAGGCAUCUGAAGUGUACAACUGGACAGUGGAUGAGGUGGUGCAGUGGCUGAUCACCUACGUGGAGCUACCCCAGUAUGAAGAAACCUUCCGGAAGCUGCAGCUCACGGGCCACGCCAUGCCCAGACUGGCCAUCACCAAUGCCACCAUGACAGGGACGGUCCUGAAGAUGACGGACAGGAGCCACCGGCAGAAGCUGCAGCUGAAAGCCUUGGAUACGGUGCUCUUUGGCCCGCCACUCCUGACCCGUCAUAACCACUUGAAAGACUUCAUGCUGGUGGUGUCCAUUGUGAUUGGCGUGGGAGGCUGUUGGUUUGCUUACAUCCAGAACCGCUAUUCCAAAGAGCACAUGAAAAAGAUGAUGAAGGACCUAGAAGGUCUUCACAGAGCUGAGCAGAGCCUCCACGACCUCCAGGAGAGGCUGCAGAAGGCCCAGGAGGAGCACCGCACGGUGGAGGUGGAGAAGGUCUCCCUGGAGAAGAGGCUCCAGGAUGAGAUCAGCAUAGCUAAGCAAGAGGCUCAUCGGCUCCGGGAGCUGCGGGAAGGGACAGAGAACGAGCUGAGCAGGCAGAAGUAUGCGGAGCAAGAGCUGGAGCAGGUCCGCAUGGCCCUCAGGAAUGCCGAGAAGGAGCUGGAGUCCCACAGCAGCUGGGCAGCCCCUGAGGCUCUGCAGAAGUGGCUGCAGCUGACCCACGAGGUGGAGGUGCAGUACUACAACAUCAAGAAACAGAACGCUGAGAAGCAGCUGCUCCUGGCCAAGGAGGGGGCUGAAAAGAUUAAAAAGAAACGUAACACCUUGUUUGGCACGUUCCACGUGGCACACAGCUCAUCCUUGGAUGAUGUGGAUCACAAGAUUUUAACUGCCAAGCAGGCGCUGAGCGAGGUGACGGCCGCCUUGCGGGAACGGCUGCACCCCUGGCAGCAGAUAGAGCUGCUCUGCGGCUUCCAGAUCGUCAGCAACCCCGGGAUCCACACGCUGGGGACGGCCCUCAACAUUGACCCCAGCUGGAUGGGCGCCUCCACACGGCCCAACCCCUCCCACUUCAUCAUGACCGACGACGUGGAUGACCUGGAUGAAGAAAUCGUCUCUCCCAUGUCCAUGCAGUACGUCGCCUUGCUUUUGGGGCACAAGUACAGUGACCGAUCAUCUCUCUGCUCGGAGGAUCAGUCCUUCUGGAAAUACCCCGGUUUGAGAACUAUUAUCUUGGAUUCGCUUUCACCCAUCAGACUAAACUCAGCAGGCAGAGACAGCCGAGCACCCAUUCUCUUCCUGACCCCUCCGGGCGGUUUUCAUUUUAAGCAUAGCAGCUAAUUCUCACCCCUCUGCCCUGUCUGGCAUCGCUACUAACCCCUUCCAGGAGGGCAGUGCCUGUUGGAACGAAGAACCGAAGGACCGAAACAGGGCAGAAGCGAGGCGGGGGGCUGCCUUCCUGGGCUAGGCGCCUGCGUUCGCCCUUCUUUUCUUUGCCAGGGCCGGGCAGGGGGAGGAAGUGGCCGGACCGCCCCUCUCCUUGGCUUCCUUGCCCUUUCUUCUCCAGGGGAUGCAGGCAAGCGGGCAGAGGAGCAGGUGGCAUUGCUGGGAGCGCCCCCUCGCCCUGGCCUUCCGCGCUUGGCUGACCGAGGCUGGCUGGCUCCCGGGCUGCCCCUGCGGGUCUCUAAGGGGAGUCGGCUUUAAGGGGGAGCAACUGCUCUCUUGCUUGGGAAGCCUCCCCGUGUCCCCUCCCUGCCCAGCUGCCAGGAAGCCAGCCUGCUCUGCCCGUGAGGGGCAGCUCCCCAGGGCCCAGAGGAUGGAUGGACGGAGGAAGUUGACUUGCCCCCCCGGAGCGGUUUGAGGCGAAACGCGGAGGACGCGGCUGGCUUCCUAAAGUUACUUGGGAUGCUCUGCGUGAGAGCAGGCGCCACGUCCAGCGCAGGGAAAGCAUCUUUCCUCCCGGGGCCGGCGGGGCGGGGGGUGGCAGCAGCCGACGGGCCCUGGGGCUGGGCUGCUUCUGGCCGGAGGAUUUUUCCACUCAAAAUUGCCCAGAGCCAGUUCUCAAGGGAAGAGGGGCAGGGCCGGAUGCUUCUCCCCUCAGGAGAAAGGCAGUUGGGAGGGGCACUCUGGAUGGGAGAGGGGCGGGGCGGGCGGGGGUCCUCCCAGCCGGCGCCGCUUCCCGGUUCUUCAGUUCCCAGCAGGGUCCUGACUCCUCGUCUCUUUCAUGCACCAGUUAACCCGCGUCCUGUCUGCAUGCCCCUUCGGGCCCAGCCAGCAGUCUUGGGCACCGCCCCGGGACCCUGCGGGGCUGCCCCGAGGGGGCUGGUGCCGCUAGGUGAUGGGAACCUGGGUUGCAGCCAAGCCUCUUCAUGUGCUUCAGCCUGACCUUGGAAAAGGGUUGCGGGGGGAGAGGAAAUGGGGAGACCCGAGGGGGAGAGCGGGAGAGCCUCUCUGGGCACGAAGCCUCGGGAGGAAAUGAAGGAAGCUUCCUGAGGACGGCCUUGGACGGCGAUGGGAGGCCUUGUGGCGAGCCCCGCCUGGUCACCCCCCCCCUAACCGUGCCCCGUUUCCCUUCUCUCGCUCCAGCUCCCACCUUGCCGAGCGGCGUCGUGCGCCAGCGCCUGGUGGACCCCCAGCAUUCCUUGGGAUCUCAGAGGGACCUGGCCCGCUCGGAUUCAGACUCCUC